Molecule: messenger RNA, 2950 nt
Organism: Colletotrichum scovillei
Lineage: Eukaryota; Fungi; Ascomycota; Sordariomycetes; Glomerellales; Glomerellaceae
Product: GMC oxidoreductase
Exons: 3
Coding region: 777-2765 (662 amino acids)
Molecular function (GO): oxidoreductase activity, acting on CH-OH group of donors; flavin adenine dinucleotide binding
Source: RefSeq, a predicted model, not a curated record
GUAUAAGGUCAUCCCCGGACGAACUAGUCCAGCCAUGAAGAUAUCUGGCCAUGUUUUACGUUUUUCUCAUUCAGAAUUUGGACCGAUGUCUCCCUCCAAGGCUGAGCUAUCCCCCGCAUAACCAGGACCGUCCGUCUGCCCUCGUGCUCGGCGCUCCGAAGUGCAUCGGAUAGCUUUCCCGAUUCAAGACAUCCUACAGCGCAAUCUCAUUUAAAGCAGCCCCCGCAACAGUCAUGCCAAGUUCGCGCCCGCCGUGACUGCGACGCUGGCCCCUGGCGUCCUCCUCACCUUAAUCGGCCUCCCGCUCGUGUUCCCACAUGACCAGCAUCAUUCUCAGAUUCUCUCCCGUGCUCAUGCCAGGGGGGCAACCUCCACGUCCUUCCCUAAUCGUUCCUUCGGCCGACGAUGGUAGGCUGAGUGAACCACGAGAAGGGCGAUUCUGGGACCUUGAGUGGGAAGGUUGCCAUACAUAGCAUCACCUACAUUGAUCACCGUCACAUAGGAAAGAAGCAGGUCACAUCCGAGAUGGGGAGGGUACAUGACGGACAGCGACAUAUCUAAUCAAACGCAAGGGGCGUUGCGACUUUUUCCCCAUGUCGCGAUCAGGCGCAUCGCGUCGAGGAGGACAAGUGAGGUUUCUUGGACCAAGUUCUUAAGGGGAUUGUGCGCCGCGCCUGGAGAGAGACUGACUUUCUGACGACGGGUGUUCCUUUUUGAGUUGCUUGGUGCUGCGACCUCUUCAAGAACCAGUUCGAAAGUCUCCAAUCUCAUCCAAGAUGCGUUGGUGUCUCCAUGUCACAAAUGUGUUGCUCGGCUACAUCGUGGCUACGGCCUCUGCUGUCCCAAGCCAGCACUUUGUCCCACGGCAAUCUACCGACAUCCUCGCGUCUUAUGACUACGUCGUUGUCGGUUCCGGGCCGGGCGGUGGCCCACUUGCCGCCCGGCUCGCCAUCGCCGGGAAGAAGGUCCUGCUCAUCGACGCCGGCGACGACCAGGGAGACUCGAUCCCGUACCAGGUCCCUGCGUUGAACCUUCAGUCGACAGAGUACGCCCCAAUGAAAUGGGACUACUACGUUCAACACUUUGCCGAUCUCGAGGCCCAGAAGAAGGACUCCAAGAUGACAUACCGACUUGCGAACGGGGAGCUCUACGUCGGACUCAACCCACCGGCUGGCGCUGAGCCACUCGGCAUCCUUUAUCCUAGAGCUGGUACGCUGGGUGGUUGCGGCAGUCACAACGCGUUGAUCACGGUCUACCCGCACAAGUCAGACUGGGAUGGCAUCGCGACCUUGACCGGAGACACCACCUGGGGCGCGUCCAACAUGCGGAAGUAUUUCCAGCGCCUAGAGAAUGCUGAAUACUUGCCCAAUGGUAUUGUAGGACACGGGUUCGACGGCUGGCUUACCACCUCCGUGACGGACCUUGGACUUGUCAUCAAGGAUGUCAAGCUCCUCACGGUUAUUCUGUCCGCUGCUUCCGCCAUGGGCAAGAGUCUCCUUGGCUUGAUCUUCUCGACGAUCCAGGGUCUCGGCGAGGUUCUCCUUCGUGAUCUCAACGUCGAUCUGCCCAGCCGUGACUCUGCCGAGGGCCUCUACCAGGUCCCCAUCUCCGUCAACAAGGGCGUCCGCAAUGGACCGCGCGAGUUCGUCCUGGACACGGCCAACGCGAAGAACGCGGAUGGUUCUAGAAAGUACCAUCUCGACAUCAAGCUCACCACCCUCGUGACCAAGGUGCGCUUCGACCAGAGCGGCGCGAAGCCCCGGGCCGUGGGGGUAGACUUUGUUACGGGACAGAGCCUCUACCGCGCCGACCCCCGAUCCGGCGAUGCCGGCUCUGGCGUCGCCGGAUCCGUAAACGCCACGGCCGAAGUCAUCAUAUCAGCCGGCGCCUUCAAUACCCCGCAGCUGCUCAAGCUCAGUGGCGUUGGCCCCAAAGAGGAGCUAUCCUCUUUCGGUAUCCCUUCUAUCGUCGAUCUUCCUGGUGUUGGCACCAACUUGCAAGACCGCUACGAGACGUCCGUUAUUGGCGAAACGCCGACAAACUUUCAGAUCAUCGAAGGCUGCACCUUCAUUCGCCCCAGCACAGACGAUCCCUGCUUGAAAAAGUGGCAGGACGGCGCCGCGAGUGGUGAUAGGGGGAUCUAUGGUUCCAACGGCAUCAGCCUGGGUAUUGUGAAGAAGUCGACAGUGGCAGAGGGAGACCCGGACCUCUUUAUCGCAGGAGCACCAGUCGCCUUCCCUGGCUACUAUCCCGGAUACUCCGUCGAUGGCACCGCGGACCAAAAACAUUGGACGUGGAUCACCCUCAAAGCCCACAGCCGCAACCGGGCCGGAACCGUCAAGCUGCGUUCAGCCGACCCGCGGGAUAUGCCGCAGAUUGACUUCAACUCGUUCCAGGACGAGGCAACGGGCGCUAAGGACAUCCAGGCCGUGGUAGAGGGCAUGAAGCUCUCGCGCAAGAUGUUCGAGAGCGUCGUGCCCCUCACGGGAGGCUUCACCGAGGUCUGGCCCGGGAAGAAUGUCACCGAUGCGGACUUGCCCGAGUUCGUCAGGAAUGAAGCCUGGGGCCACCAUGCCAGCUGCACGUGCCCCAUUGGCAAAGACGGCGAUGCCACCGCCGUCUUGGACUCAAAUUUCAAGGUGAGAGGGACCGAAGGUCUGCGGGUGGUGGACGCGAGCGUGUUCCCCAAGAUUCCUGGGUAUUACAUCGCGUCGGCGGUGUACAUGAUUAGCGAGAAGGCGGCGGAUGUAAUUCUUGGAGUAUAGAUACCUUGAUGCUCUGGUUGCUUCUUCUUUUACUGUAUUGUUACACAUGGCGGGCGGGAAAAGCGCGCCGUAGGAUUUUGAGGUGUGACCACGAAGGGUCUCUGGGACGUUUCCGUACAUACUUGGUACCUACCGUAUACUUGACGACGUUUAAACAUUUCAUGAAUCUACCACACCACUGCCUC